This is a messenger RNA of Nicotiana tabacum (common tobacco), 2230 nucleotides long. Its product is annotated as transcription factor GTE4. Gene Ontology annotation, molecular function: protein binding. NCBI's taxonomy places the organism in Eukaryota, Viridiplantae, Streptophyta, Magnoliopsida, Solanales, Solanaceae. The record is from RefSeq and is a predicted model, not a curated record.
GUGCAAAACAAUAUACAAAUCCGGCGAGUAGAUUUCGGAUCCGAACCGAAAACCCGAAAACACUCUGUUCUCAACAGGUUUCGGGUUGUGAUUUGGAUUAGGGUUUGAUUUCAUGUAUGGCUUCAGAUGCCGACAAUUUGAAUCCGCGAGAGAGGUUACGUUGGGGAAGCCCUAGCAAAUUUUAUACCCGGAAGCGCCGUAGGAUCCAGAAGAACGAACCUAAUCCCGGCGCCAGGGAUUCAGUCGCCGCCGUGCCAGAGGUAACUGCCUCAGACGGGGGCAGCGGCAAUAAUGAUAAUAAUGAUGUUUUACGGCCGGAGCAGCGGUUACAGCAUCAGGAGGAGGCAGAGCCUCGAUUGAAGGAAUCUUCGCUUUGUAAUUUGGAAGAUGGGAGGGAUAGUGAGCAAGUUGAAUUGAUAAAUGGUGGAGAAUUUCAAGAAGGUACCCUUGGAUCACCAGGGGGUUUAAAUGGUAGAGAUGGCAUGGGUAAUGAGCAAGUGGAAUUGAUAAAUGGUGGAGAAUUGCAGGAAGGUACCAGUGGAUCACCGGCGAAUUUGAAUGGUAGAGAUGCCACGGCUAAUGGGCAAUUGGAAUUGAUAAAUGGUGGGGAAGUGCAGGAAGGUACAUGUGCACCACCAGUGUGUUUAGAUGGUAAAGAUGUGCCUGAGUGUGGUGGUGGUGGCCUAAUUGUGGAGCCUAACGGUGGGGAAGUCCGGGAUUGCAGCCGUGAAGGAGAGCCCCCGGUGCAUGCUGAGCCAGAGGCUGCAAAUGGGUUGGUUAAGCCAGUAAUUUCUAGGGUUGCAGAUAGAGUUUGGAUUAAUUUAACAGGAGCGAGGUCAAGAGAUGAGAUUAGUGAUCUUAGGAGGGUGCUAGAGGGCGAGCUUGAUCAGAUUAGAAGUUUAGUUACGAAGCUUGAAGCAAAGGAGCUUCAGCUGACCACACAUAAUGCUAGUACUAAUGGUGGUGUUAAUGAUGUGGGUAGGAUUAGAGCUUUUCCUGGUGCUGCUGUUAAUUCUUAUAGUUAUCCACAUUAUAUGGAUAAUGAUGUGAUGAAGGGUAGGUCUUUAGUGCGAGUGAAUUCUGAGGUGGAUUCAGUUGGGCACCCUGAGACGAGACCGUUCCAGCCACCUAGGAUUGCAGUUGUGGAAAACAAUAAUGGGGCUGCUGAAUUUGUGGAGAAGGAAAAGAGGACCCCAAAGGCCAAUCAGUAUUACAGGGAUUCUGAGUUCCUUCUUGGGAAGGAUAGACUGCCUCCGGAAAGCAAUAAAAAAUUGAAGCCCAAUGGUGUUGGGAGGAAGCAUAGAAGUGAAUCAGAGCAUGGGUAUGCAUUUAGCUUUGGCUUUGGCUUUGAUAAGCAUAGAAAUCAGAUGCUUAAGAGAUGUAGCAACCUGCUUCAGAGGUUAAUGAAACACAAGCAUGGUUGGGUGUUUAAUGAGCCAGUGAAUGUGGUGGCGCUUGGGCUGCAUGAUUAUCAUGAUAUCAUCAAGCAUCCGAUGGAUUUGGGCACCAUUAAAACUAGGUUAUCUCAGAAUUGGUACAAGUCUCCCAGGGAGUUUGCUGAGGAUGUGAGACUUGUCUUUCGUAAUGCCAUUACUUACAAUCCUAAAGGACAUGAUGUUCAUGUUAUGGCGGAAGAGUUGUCAGAGAUUUUUGAAGAGAAGUGGACAGUUAUAGAUACUGAGUUUAAUCCGGAUUGGAGGUAUCAAAUGUAUCAUGAUGCAGGUUUGCCUACCCCCACUUCAAGAAAGGCCCCUCAUCCUUCUCCCUUUCCCCGUGCUUCUGUAACUUCUCAUGUCGCUCCACCUGCUCCCCAAGUAAGGACUUUGGAUAGGUCUGAGUCAAUGACGGGGCCAGCUGAUUUCAGGUUGAAGCGGUCACGUGUUGCUCAUGUUGGUAGGAUACCAGUUCCUAAGAAACCUAAAAGGGAUAUGACCUACGACGAAAAGCAGAGACUCAGCACAAAUCUUCAGAAUUUACCUUCAGAGAAGCUUGAUGCUAUUGUUCAGAUUAUUAAGAAGAGGAACUCAUCACUUAGUCAACAUGAUGAUGAGAUUGAAGUAGACAUCGAUAGUGUUGAUGCGGAAACCCUCUGGGAGCUUGAUAGGUUUGUGACCAAUUACAAAAAAAAUUAAACAAGCAGAGGAGAAAAACUGAACUUGCUCUGCAAGCCAGAGAAACUGCAGACUGCUCCAGUCAUGAACUCUGCCCCUAUGGCUGCUGGUGCGCUGAA